Molecule: messenger RNA, 2104 nt
Organism: Hibiscus syriacus
Lineage: Eukaryota; Viridiplantae; Streptophyta; Magnoliopsida; Malvales; Malvaceae
Product: L-type lectin-domain containing receptor kinase IV.1-like
Exons: 1
Coding region: 14-2038 (674 amino acids)
Biological process (GO): protein phosphorylation
Cellular component (GO): plasma membrane
Molecular function (GO): ATP binding; carbohydrate binding; protein kinase activity
Source: RefSeq, a predicted model, not a curated record
AAGCAAGCAGAUUAUGGCAAUGUGUUUCACUUUCAUGUUAGCAAUUCCGCUAAGUCUUCUUGUUAGCUUAGCAGCCUCCGAUGACGUUGGUUUCAUCUACAAUGGAUUCCGGUCGGCUAAUCUAAGCCUUGAUGGGAUUGCAGAGUUCACUUCCAAUGGACUCCUAAAGCUUACCAAUGGAACCAGGCCACAAACAGGCCAUGCUUUUUACCCUCACCCUGUAAACUUCAAGAACUCAGCCAACGGUUCCGUUUCUUCCUUCUCUACCACCUUCGUCUUCGCUAUUGCAUCCGCAUACCCAAAUGUCAGCGGUCACGGAAUGGCUUUUGUGAUUUCACCAACCAAGAGUUUCCCCGGAGCUUCUGCAGCCCAAUAUCUCGGACUCUUCAAUGCCUCCAACGAUGGCAACGAUAGAAACCACGUUGUUGCUGUAGAACUCGAUACGGUACAAAAUGCACCGUUCAACGACAUCAAUGAAAAUCAUGUUGGUAUUGAUAUUAAUGGGUUAAAUUCCAGUGCAUCUUUUCCGGCUGGAUAUUACGAGGACGGGAGCCGUCAGUUUAUAAACCUGAGUUUGACAAUAAUGGGCGGGCAAAGGACACAAGUUUGGGUCGAAUAUCAUGGUCUAGAGAAGCGAAUGGAUGUUACUUUAGCUCCGUUUCGUGUUUCUAAACCCAAGACUCCACUUUUAUCCUUCUUUCAUGAUCUUUCUUCAGUUGUUAAGAAUGAGAUGUACGUUGGUUUUUCGUCCUCAACUGGCGUUAUUUUCGCAUUUCACUAUGUUCUGGGUUGGAGCUUUAAGAUGAAUGGGCAGGCGCAAGAGCUUACCUUGUCUCAACUUCCGAUGCUUCCUCGAGCAGGUCCAAACAAAAGACCAAUGCUUUUGACAACAGGGUUGCCUUUGAUUUUAGUGAGUGUAAUUUUGGUAGCAGUUUCAGUUGUAGUUUUUUUCAUAAGGAGGAAGAGGAAGUUUGCUGAAUUUGUUGAAGAUUGGGAGCUUGAGUAUGGCCCUCAUAGAUUCAAGUUUAAAGAUCUAUAUGUUGCUACAAACGGAUUCAAAGACAAGGGGCUAUUGGGAUCUGGUGGAUUUGGAAGAGUCUAUAGAGGAGAUCUUCCAAGCAGUAAACUUGAGGUUGCAGUGAAAAGAGUCUCACACGAAUCGAGACAAGGGAUGAAGGAAUUCAUAGCAGAAAUAGUGAGCCUCGGUCGUCUCCGUCACCGGAAUUUAGUUCAACUCUUGGGAUAUUGCAGGCGUAAAGGUGAGCUACUUUUGAUAUAUGACUACAUGCCCAAUGGAAGUCUAGAUAAGUACUUGUAUGACCAAUCAAACCUCACCCUUAAUUGGAGACAAAGGUUCAAAGUCAUCAAAGGUGUAGCAUCAGGAUUGUUUUACUUACAUGAAGGAUGGGAGCAGGUUGUGAUUCACAGGGAUGUCAAGGCUAGCAAUGUUUUGCUAGAUGGUGAACUAAAUGGAAGAUUGGGAGAUUUUGGGCUUGCUAGAUUAUAUGAUCAUGAAACCGAACCACACACAACUCAUGUUGUAGGCACUCUUGGUUAUCUAGCUCCAGAGCUUACUCGAACAGGGAAAGCCACACCCUAUACCGAUGUGUUUGCUUUCGGGGCAUUUCUGCUUGAAGUUGCCUGUGGAAAAAGACCAAUAUCACACUCUCCAACAGAAGCUUUCAUUUUGGUUGAUUGGGUGUAUUCCUGUUGGAGCAAAGGUGAUAUAAUGGAGGCAAAGGAUCCAAAUUUGGGUUCAGAUUAUGUAGCUGAGGAAGUUGAAUUGGUCUUAAAACUUGGGUUGAUAUGCUCCCACUCGGAGCCUAAAGCAAGGCCAACGAUGCGCCAUGUUGUUCAUAUUGUAGAAGGAGAUAUGCCUUUCCCGGAAAUGUCAUUAUUUAGUAUCUCUUCCCGUGGCCUAACGUUUGCCAAUAGUGAAGGCUUCGAUGAUUUUUCCAUGUGGGAUACAUCUUCCAGUCACAAGGGAUUCUCCCAUUCAUCUUCUGUUGCAGCGUCUGUACUUUCUGGAGGUCGAUGAUUGUAAACUUUUCCCAGUUUAAGCUUUGUGUUUAUGUUAUGAGAUAAUGAACCUUUUUUUGCUACU